Prorocentrum cordatum is the source of this 1770-nucleotide messenger RNA. NCBI's taxonomy places the organism in Eukaryota, Dinophyceae, Prorocentrales, Prorocentraceae. The record is from the annotation of a GenBank genome assembly.
AUGCGGGGGCGCGCGCGGGCGGCCGGGCUCGGCCUGCUGCUGCUGGCGCGGGCGCCCGCACCCGCCGAGCCGCAUGCGGCGGUGACCCGCCCGGCCAUGCGCCACAACCCGUGGGUCAACAGUGGCUGGUGCCCGUGGUGCCAAGGGACCCAGCAGUUCUGCGAUCUGAAGACGUCCAGUUGCCUGCCACCUUCGCCGUGCUGGGACGCGGAUCCGGGCACGCGGGUGGCAAGGGACAGGUUCGGUGACAUGCAGAGCCUGAGGACGCCAGAGGGUGACUUCUGGAUCGACGAGGGGGGCCCUGACCAGCCCGCGCCGGUCCUGUGCCCAGGCGACGCGGUCCCCGUCCACUUCGUCAUCAUGGCCGACCACAACGGGGCCUAUCGGUGGGAGGCGCAGCGGGCGGACCCCGGCGAGGAGAGCGAGGCGGCAUUUCAGAAUUUCACGCCGUGGAUCAGCUUGAACAAUGAUGGAGCCACCGAGUAUUUCCGAAAGGACGGUGUGACUCCGCACGAGACGGACCGUUGCAGCAUCGACGACGACAACAGGUCCUUCGCGUGGAGUUGGAGCAUCGAGGAUUGCCGGAAGGACACGUGGGCGCGCACCCUGGUCGCGCUCCCCAGCGACAUGCCCCCCGGGCGCCACGUGCUCCGCUGGCUCUGGCUGGGCGGCCUCACGACCGAGGGGCGGCGCGUGGUGGGCCCGGAACCGGCCAUCUUCGUGAAUUGCGUGGACGUGGUCGUCGGCGAGGGCUUCGGCGGCGGGGGCCCGUACGUCUCCGGCGGCGGUGGUUCCUCCGGCGGGGCCAGCGGCGUGGGCCCCUGCCUCUCUGGCCAGUACCAGUUCAGCCGGGAGGCAGGGUGGAUGAUAUCUGUGACGGCCACGCAGGCAGAGAAGAAGCGUCCCUACAGGGCCUUCGCAUACUGCCAGUUCUGCAUGGGCAGGCCCUACGGGGAGUGCUGGGGCGACACGAGGACCUUGACCUUCUCGUUCUCUUUCAAGACGAGCGGGGUGGCCCAGAUCGGUGCCUACGUGAAGCUCCUCUUCUGGUCGGACUCGGGCAACAUCCUGGGCCUGCUCCCCCCGCGCCACCCCAACGGCCAGGGCGCGUUACGCCUCGUCGCCUUCGUGGAGGACGACUUCCCGAACCGCUGGGCCCACGAGGCCGAGAUCCAGGACGGGCGCUGGUACGACGUCGAGGUCGACUUCCUGCCCGCCACCGGCGAGGCCCGCGUCUCCCUGGACGGGAGCCCGCUCGGCAGCGCCAGGCUCCCUGUGGCCAUGCUGUCGGAGUCCACGGGCCCGCAGGUGGGCGUCUACUCCUUCGACCUCCCCGGCGGCGGCGCGGAGCCGUGGCCGCGGGAGGGCUUCAGGCUGUGGCUGCGCGACUUCUGCCUCCGGCGGCGGACGGGGCCCCCGGAAGUGGCCGCCCCGACGCCUGCCUCGCCGGCCCUGGAGGGGCUCGCCGCGGGCCCCGAGCAGCUGCAGCGGCGGCACCGGCUGCAGCUGCGGCUGCAGCAGAAGCUCCUAAAGGAGGUGCAGCAGCAGGAGGCGCAGCAGCGGCAGCCUGGGGCCGCCAGGGGUCCAGCGGCAUCUCGGCAGCACGCGGCGCAGCAGCGGCGGCCUGGGGCCGCGGGGGGCCCAGCGGCAUCCGGCGGCCCGCCGCCGGCUGGCUGCUCCGCCGUGUGGGACCGACCAGUGCGGAGGAAGGGACUGGACGGGACCCACGUGCUGCGCCGACGGGAGCUCUUGCGAGACGACGGACGGUAA